GGGUCAGGGUAGGGAGGAGGAGGCAGCAGCCGAACCGCGUCUCCGGGCCGGGCAGAGCCGAGCGCCACCCGCGCCGGGACCGCAGCCCGAACCGCGGCCGCCGCCAUGCGCUGGGUCCGGGCUCUGCUCAAGAAUGCGUCCCUGGCCGGGGCGCCCAAGUACAUCGAGCAUUUCAGCAAGUUCUCCCCGUCCCCGCUGUCCAUGAAGCAGUUUCUGGACUUCGGCUCCAGCAAUGCCUGUGAGAAAACCUCCUUCACGUUCCUCAGACAGGAAUUGCCAGUGCGCCUGGCCAACAUCAUGAAAGAGAUCAACCUGCUUCCGGACCGUGUGCUCGGCACGCCCUCGGUGCAGCUGGUGCAGAGCUGGUACGUCCAGAGUCUUCUGGACAUCAUGGACUUCCUGGACAAAGACCCUGAGGACCAGCGGACACUGAACCAGUUCACGGAUGCCCUGGUCACCAUCCGUAACCGGCACAACGACGUGGUACCCACCAUGGCGCAGGGGGUGCUCGAGUACAAGGACACCUAUGGCGACGACCCGGUCUCCAACCAGAACAUUCAGUACUUCCUGGACCGCUUCUACCUCAGCCGCAUCUCCAUCCGCAUGCUCAUCAACCAGCACACUCUCAUCUUUGACGGCAGCACCAACCCAGCCCACCCCAAACACAUCGGGAGCAUUGACCCCAACUGCAACGUCUCUGAGGUGGUCAAAGAUGCCUACGACAUGGCCAAGCUGCUGUGUGACAAGUACUACAUGGCCUCGCCUGACCUGGACAUCCAAGAGGUCAAUGCAGCCAACUCCAAACAGCCGAUCCACAUGGUCUACGUGCCCUCCCACCUCUACCACAUGCUCUUUGAGCUCUUCAAGAAUGCCAUGCGUGCCACGGUGGAAAGCCACGAGUCCAGCCUUGUGCUCCCACCCAUCAAAGUCAUGGUGGCCUUAGGCGAGGAAGAUCUGUCCAUCAAGAUGAGUGACCGAGGUGGAGGUGUCCCCCAGAGGAAGAUCGAGCGACUCUUCAGCUAUAUGUACUCAACAGCACCUACCCCCCAGCCAGGAACUGGGGGCACCCCACUGGCUGGCUUUGGUUAUGGGCUCCCCAUUUCCCGCCUCUACGCCAAGUACUUCCAGGGAGACCUACAGCUCUUCUCCAUGGAGGGCUUUGGGACUGACGCCGUCAUCUAUCUCAAGGCCCUGUCCACGGACUCAGUGGAGCGCCUGCCUGUCUACAACAAGUCAGCCUGGCGCCACUACCAGACCAUCCAGGAGGCCGGCGACUGGUGUGUGCCCAGCACGGAGCCCAAGAACACGUCUACGUACCGGGUCAGCUAGGGGCCACCAUCCCCUUACCCAGGAGGAUACAUGACCAUCUCUGGUUCCAGCCAACCAUACUGACCCCUCCCUGUUCAGGGCCAGGGACCAGGGCGGGUGGUGGGCUCUCCCUGAUGGCCAGGCUCAUCUCUGGGGACAUCACUGGUGGCCAGGCCACAGUGGUCCCAAAGUGCCAAUCUGUCUCAGGCGGGACACCCCGUCUCUGUGGGCCAUGCCUGAGGAUUGAGAUGGCCCACCCCAGGGGCUAUCCCAGGGCAUUCCUCUGUGUCACCAGACCUGUCCCGGGUCUCAUGCACUGUCCCUUGACACUGGUCCCCAUGUGGCUGCCCCUACUCGCCUUAUGCCCUAGUGCCAUGGCCCACCAUCAGUGUUGAGAAGGGACCCAGGGCUCCUGGACCUGGAAAGUGGGCAGCAAAGGGCUUGCAAGUCCGCUCUCUGGUCCCGACCUGGUCCUAUAGUUUCCCUCUCCAUGCUGGGUCUGAAGAUCAAGCUUGGCCAGAGCUGGAGGGGCGUGGGGCUCCCUCAGAGCCCACUCUAAAGUGUAAGAUCCCAGGAAGACCCUGAUGUCACCACUCAGCCACGCUGCUCGAGGCCCUACAGGUGGCCUUGGUAAUGUGUGCAUGGCCUCUGGAGCCUACCACGCAUGGCCUGUCACCCACAUCCCUCCCUCACCUGCCACACCGCUGUGGGUUCCCGCUCCUGCAGGUGGCCAUGCUCAGGCGGCUCCCUACCCCUCCACCCCUCGUCUGUGUACAUAGCUAGUUUUAUAGCCUUGAAUACCCCACCCUUCCCCAUAGCACACAGGGGGUUAAAGUUGUGUGCCCCUCCCUGAAGCUGUGACAGUGACAUCUAUAGUAAAAAGACUGAAUGAGA
Ochotona curzoniae (black-lipped pika) is the source of this 2202-nucleotide messenger RNA. It is a transcript of the gene PDK2, whose product is annotated as pyruvate dehydrogenase kinase 2. The transcript is spliced from 11 exons. Gene Ontology annotation, cellular component: mitochondrion. Gene Ontology annotation, molecular function: pyruvate dehydrogenase (acetyl-transferring) kinase activity. Bases 106 to 1329 code for a protein of 407 amino acids. NCBI's taxonomy places the organism in Eukaryota, Metazoa, Chordata, Mammalia, Lagomorpha, Ochotonidae. The record is from RefSeq and is a predicted model, not a curated record. Gene Ontology annotation, biological process: protein phosphorylation; regulation of glucose metabolic process.